CACGGAACAGAGCCGACCAGGAGACGGGCUCAUGCAGGAAGGUAUAUCACUGUGAAUGGGGAAUCUUAUAUGAUAACGUCCAUAGUCCCGCGGGUGACUAUUUAGCCUAGCACGGAGUGUCCGGAAGAAAAGCCAGUGUUUGGUUGUUUCAUCUCUUGUCGGCGACCAUGGCAGCGGCGACCGUUGUGGAGGCUGAUACGUCGGCAAACGAAGGCGGCGCUGCUGUUACUGGCGUCCCGAACUGGGACUGGGAUGAGUCUCAGCUCCGAAAAUAUUCUUUCCCAACCAAGCCCAUUCCGAGACUGUCUCAUACGGACCCCAGAGCAGAGAUGUUAAUAAGCAACGAGGAACCAGUGGUUUUAACAGACACAAACCUUGUGUAUCCAGCUCUCAAAUGGGACAUUGCAUAUCUGCAGGAGAACAUUGGAAAUGGGGACUUUUCUGUUUACACUGCAGAAAAUCACAAAUUCCUCUACUAUGAUGAGAAGAAAAUGGCUAAUUUUGAAAACUUUGUCCCCAAGUCACAACGAAUGGAAAUGAAAUUCUCUGAAUUUGUGGAUAAAAUGCAUAUAAUGGAGGAAAAAAAUGGAGAGGAGAGGGUAUAUUUGCAGCAGACCCUGAAUGACACGGUAGGGAAGAAGAUUGUUGUUGACUUCCUUGGUUUCAACUGGAACUGGAUCAACAAGCAGCAAGCCAAGAGAAACUGGGGACAGCUGACAUCCAACCUGCUGCUCAUAGGCAUGGAGGGCAAUGUGACACCAGCACAUUACGACGAGCAGCAGAACUUCUUUGCACAGAUCAAAGGCCAUAAGAGAUGCAUCCUCUUCCCUCCAGACCAGUUUGAGUGUCUCUAUCCAUACCCUGUGCACCACCCCUGUGACAGGCAGAGCCAAGUUGAUUUUGAUCAUCCUGAUUAUAAGAUGUUUCCCAAUUUUAAAAAUGUUGUUGGCUAUGAGGCUGUUGUGGGCCCAGGAGAUGUGCUCUACAUCCCGAUGUAUUGGUGGCAUCACAUUGAAUCACUGUUGAACGGUGGAGUGACAAUCACUGUAAACUUCUGGUACAAAGGUGCCUCCACACCCAAGAGGAUAGAGUACCCCCUGCGAGCUCACCAGAAGGUGGCCAUCAUGAGAAAUAUUGAGAAAAUGCUGGGAGAAGCACUUGGAGACCCACAUGAGGUUGGACCUUUACUGAAAACAAUGAUUAAGGGGCGGUAUGACCAGGAUCUCAGUUAGAGCACCACUCUUACCUGGACUGCGGUGCAUUUUGUUUGCCACGUGAAAUUGAGACUGCUGCAUGCGUAAUGCGCAUUCUGGCUUUUUUAAGCUACGUAUCACUGCACGGCAAUAAGCAGCCACCUGAAAACCAUUCUGCUUCAGUUGAGUGCCAGGGUCAUUGAAAAUGCAUCAAUCGCAGAAGACUAACUCACUGGAUUUCCACCUACUUGAAGAAGUUUUUUUUUUAUAUUUAGUUUUUGAAAAGAAGGCCUCAUUUGGAUUAAGUCUAUAUAUAUUUAAUGUAAAUCAGUGUUCUCUCAACAUUCUUAAUUCAAGCCAGUGGGUUUUUGGGUGCGUGUGCUCACCCAGUGAGUAGAAGUUGUCUAAGAUUGGUACCUGUGGAACAACCUCAAAAUUUUGACCACUAAUGGAUGAGUCAAAGGGUAUUACAUUUACAGUACACAACAGUUAGAUACUUUCUUAUAUAAAUGUUCUAACACAGUUAUGGAUUGAUUCCUUAGUGUGGAGUGAUCAAAUUGUAUCUUUAUCACUAAUACAUAAUAUAUACAUCUGAUUUGGUUCAUACCUCUAAAGUUGACAUGUCUUUUAAGGGUUUUAUAAAAAUAUAUCCACAUAGUAUGCAUUAUCUCACCUACCUACAUGGUUUUGGGGAGUGAUCAGCAAGAAUUUUUUGUGGAAAAAAGACAGCAUAGGCCGGGUAUUAAAACAUAAGUACAGUGAUUUUUAAACUGUGAUAAAAUAUGUGUAGGUGGGAAAAAAGGGGGCUCAUAUAUAUUCAGCUGAAGGAGUAUGUGACUGCUUGCAGCUAAAUUGUUUACCUGAGCGAUGCUGCUUUGUGUUUAUACGUGCUCUUGCUUGUUUGAGUUGUUUGACUUUAUCGAUUGUGCUAUUCUGCGUACCAGUAAUAGAUGAGGGGCACGGAAAAUAAAUGACUUACUGCAAUUUUAGUUGCAGAUACAGUUAACGUAAAUAAAAUAAAAUACAGUAAGUCACUGUUCUUGGGGAAACGUUUCAGAUUAAUUACCAGUAAUGUUUUCUAAAGAAUAUGAUGGUUAAAACUGUAAAAGUGGUUAACUUGAACUGCUUAAAUUAUAGAUUUAUG
Messenger RNA from Etheostoma cragini (Arkansas darter), 2337 nucleotides. It is a transcript of the gene hif1an, whose product is annotated as hypoxia inducible factor 1 subunit alpha inhibitor. Gene Ontology annotation, biological process: peptidyl-aspartic acid hydroxylation; negative regulation of Notch signaling pathway. Lineage: Eukaryota; Metazoa; Chordata; Actinopteri; Perciformes; Percidae. Gene Ontology annotation, molecular function: ankyrin repeat binding; peptidyl-histidine dioxygenase activity; [protein]-asparagine 3-dioxygenase activity. The coding region runs from base 168 to 1232 and encodes 354 amino acids. The record is from RefSeq and is a predicted model, not a curated record. The transcript has 8 exons. Gene Ontology annotation, cellular component: cytoplasm; nucleus.